This is a messenger RNA of Closterium sp. Yama58-4, 258 nucleotides long. Lineage: Eukaryota; Viridiplantae; Streptophyta; Zygnematophyceae; Desmidiales; Closteriaceae. The record is from the annotation of a GenBank genome assembly.
AUGGCCCAACACGAGAUUAUGAUGAAAGAGGCUGCAUGGUAUAGGUUUGAUGGGGCUAUAACGACCAGCCGCAGCAGGCUCGGGCUCAUGUGUGUGUGUGUGUGUGUGUGUGUGUGUGUGUGUGUGUGUGUGUGUGCGUGCGUGUGCGUGCGUGCGUGCGUGCGUGAGUGCGUGCGUGCGUGCGUGCGUGCGUGCGUGCGUGCGUGCGUGCGUGCGUGCGUGUGUGCGUGCGUCCCCCCUCCUCUUUUCCUCGUGUAA